Molecule: messenger RNA, 1785 nt
Organism: Lasiodiplodia theobromae
Lineage: Eukaryota; Fungi; Ascomycota; Dothideomycetes; Botryosphaeriales; Botryosphaeriaceae
Product: MFS multidrug transporter
Exons: 2
Coding region: 1-1785 (594 amino acids)
Biological process (GO): transmembrane transport
Molecular function (GO): transmembrane transporter activity
Source: RefSeq, a predicted model, not a curated record
AUGAGCGAGAAAGCCUCAGACACCUCAACUCACCCCUCUCAAACAGCUGGCGAGAUGGAGCAGCAGCGCCAGCAGGAGAAGUCUGAUGUCCAGCAAGCCUCCAAGGAUGUUGAAGGCCAAAAAGAACCUGAUGUCGUGUUCCCACCUGCCGCCGUUGUCGUUCCCAUCCUCAUCACCAUAUACAUGGGUCUAUUCCUCGUCGCUCUGGACAGGACAAUUCUAGCAACCGCAAUUCCCAUCAUCACCGAUGAAUUCCAUUCACUGGGAGAUGUCGGCUGGUACGGUUCCGCUUACAUGCUUACUGGCUGCACGACCCAGCUGAUAGUGGGACGCAUCUAUACCUUCUACAACCAGAAGGCUGUUUACUUGACCUCGCUUUUCCUCUUCGAGGCCGGAUCGGCCAUCUGUGGUGCAGCUCCCAGCUCCACCGUCUUCAUCGUCGGACGGGCUAUCGCCGGUCUUGGUUCGGGAGGCGUGUUUACUGGUGGUGUUCUCUUGACCAUACCCCUCGUUCCGCUCCAGAAACGUCCUAUGAUCCAAGGUCUCGGCGGAGCUCUUUUCGGAAUCGCCAGUGUCGUCGGACCGCUUCUCGGAGGAGCAUUCACAGACCACGUGACGUGGCGAUGGUGUUUCUACAUCAACCUUCCCGUUGGCGCGGUCGUGGCCGUCGUCGUCUUCUUCGUCAUCAAGCAAAGCGAUCCGCCAACGAACGCCACCAUGAGCGGCAAGGACAAGCUCAUGCAACUCGACCCGCUAGGCCAAUUCUUCUUCGUGCCGGGUAUGGUCUGCCUGCUCCUCGCGCUGCAAUGGGGUGGCUCCACCUACAACUGGGCAAACGCACGCAUCAUUGUCCUCCUCAUCCUCGCAAUUCUCCUGCUCGCCGCUUUCGUCGUCGUGCAGGCCAUCAACCGCAACAACACAGCCACCGUUGCGCCACGCAUCAUCAAGCAACGCACCGUCGCAGGCGCCACCUGGUUCAUGUUCUGCAAUGCGGCGGCCAUGAUGGGUUUCGUCUACUACCUGCCGAUCUGGUUCCAAGCCAUCAAGGGCGUCGACGCCAUGUCCUCCGGCCUGAUGCUGCUCCCGCUGAUCCUCUCGCUCGUCGUGGCCAGCAUCAUCACGGGCAUCCUGGUCUCGCGCAUCGGCUACUACACGCCCUUCCUGAUCGCGUGCUCGGUCGUGUCGGCCGUCGGCGCGGGCAUGCUGACGACCUUCGAGACCGACUCGGGCCGUGGCGAGUGGAUCGGCUACCAGGUGCUGUUCGGCUUCGGGCUGGGGCUGGGCAUGCAGCAGGCCAACAUCGCCAUCCAGUGCGUGCUGCCGCGCGCCGACGUGCCCGUCGGCGUCACCGUCCUGUUCUUCGCCCAGCAGCUCGGCGGCGCCGUCUUCGUCUCCGUCUGCCAGAACGUCUUCACCAACGAGCUCGUCAACGGCGUCCGCAAGCUGGCCUCCAACGUCAGCCCGAUGCAGAUCGUCGGCACCGGCGCUACCGACUUGCGCAAUGUGCUGAGUGAGGAUGCGUUGGGGUCCGUCUUGGCGGCUUACAACGGUGCUCUCAUGAAGGCCUUCACCGUGGCCUUGGCGAUGACGUGUUUUAGCAUAUUUGGGUCAAGCUUACUCGAAUGGAAGAGCGUGAAGAAGGUGAAGGAUGAGGAGGCAUCGGCGAUGAAGGAGAAGCAGCAGAAACAGAAGGGAGUGGAGAAGGAUGAGGAGAAGACCGUGGACUCGGAAGCACGGACGAGAGAUGACCGCGAAGACCCUGAUGUUGAGAAGAGGCAGUCAUAA